Oryctolagus cuniculus (rabbit) is the source of this 1811-nucleotide messenger RNA. NCBI's taxonomy places the organism in Eukaryota, Metazoa, Chordata, Mammalia, Lagomorpha, Leporidae. The record is from RefSeq and is a predicted model, not a curated record.
AAACCUGACGGAGAUCCUGCUGAGCACCCAGCACCUGGAGUUCUUCAGGGAGGUCCUGCGGGACCGCAAGGCCGAGAGCCCGCUGCAGUUCCUGGUCGCCGUGCAGGAAGCUCAGCUCGUGGAAGAGAAAGGGGUGCCCAGCUCGCGACACCCUCUGGACACGGGGCCUGCCCAGCUCUGGCGAGGCUCAGCCGGAGUCUGGGGGCCCCAUUGCCCCAUUGCCCCAGCAAUUCACUCUCAUCUGUGGCCCGUCCACUCUCCCUCAACGGAAACCUCCAAACCUGUGCACACAAUCUCCUCCCGCAAGCACUCCCCCUUGGAGUUCGGAUGGACCGAGAGGAGGUGCUACAGUGCAGUGCCCCGAUCGUCAAAGAAGUUGCCCACAUGCGCCACAGUCAGCACCACCACGCUGCUCAUGCUGCAGGGCUACAUCAUGAAGUCCCUGGAAGAGAAGUGGCUGAAAGAUUACCAGGAGCUGUUCCCGCCCCGGCCCCAGGAGGUGGACCCUGAGCUGCCAGCCGCGCCCAGGAAGCCCUCCAAGACCACGGCGGCCGCGGCGACCACAGCUUACUUCCAGGAUUCCCAGAAGAGAGGCUGGGUGAAGAUGAUCAGCUUCAUCAAGAGCUUCUGCAACUAUCGCAGAUUCAUGACCAAAGCCAGCAAGCGCCAGGAAUUUGAAAACUAUCUUCACCUGGAACUGUACAACCACAAAGAAAACUUCUCCACCUCACCCAACACAGCAGGGCGGCCGACCUUUUUGUCCACAAACGUCCGCAGCGCAGACCAGGAGAACGGGGAAGUGAGCCUCGUGAAGCGCCGCAUCUUCGGCCACAGGGUCAUCACCGUGAACUUCGCCGUCAACGACCUGUACUUCUUCUCUGAGAUGGAGAAGUUUAACGAGCUGGUGAACUCCGCUCACAUGCUGCACAGCACCCGGGCACUGAACGAGAAUGACGUGAUCCUGCUGCGGACCAAGAUCAACAUCAUCCUCAAGCUCUACCUGAACUCGGACAUCCCUCCCAAGCUGCGGGUGAACAUCUCUGAGUCCCAGAAGGACGCCGUCCUUGCCGCCAUCACCGAGGGCCACCUGGACCGCAGCAUCUUCCACGGGGCUAUCAUGUCUGUCUUCCCUGUCAUCAUGUACUUCUGGAAAAGGUUCUGCUCCUGGAAGGCUGUCCGCUCCUACCUGGAGUACAGGGGCCGGAAGUUCAAGGACAGGAGCCCUCCCAAGCCCACCUACAAGUACCCCCCGUGGAGUGGAGGAGACCACGCCGUCCUGCGGUUCACCUUGCUGCGAGGCGUCGAGUGGCUGCGGCCGCAGCGGGAGGUGACGCCAAGCUCAGUCCAGAACUCGUCCUCCAGCAACCUCACGCAGACGCGGCUGGUGCUGUCUUCCGUGCAGCUGAGCUCCGUCCAGGGACAAAAACUGCCCCACACCAAAAAGGAGAGGAAGUGACCAAGUCGGGCCCGGCAGGUCAUGCCCACCCCACUCCCACCCCUGCCAUGGAGGCCUCCCGGCACCCUCACGCAGCCUCGCAGGCUCAGGAACCAAGGCCUGGCACAUCUGCUCUGGAAAAUCAAGACGGGGAACAGGUGACGGCCCAGCUACGGCAGCACCGCGCUGUGGGAGCACAGCGACCCAGUCCGAGGCGGGGGACUGGAGAGCGCGGACACACAGAGCCGCGCCGUCACCCCCGCACGUGACCCUGCCCCUCCGCGGAGGCCGGAAGGAGUCUGCCGUCGUCCGGUGUCCACGCCACAGCCAGGGCCAGGGCCGCGUCACAAUAAAGCAGGCUCACAUGCUCACCUGG